Molecule: messenger RNA, 1075 nt
Organism: Gloeophyllum trabeum ATCC 11539
Lineage: Eukaryota; Fungi; Basidiomycota; Agaricomycetes; Gloeophyllales; Gloeophyllaceae
Exons: 2
Coding region: 6-884 (292 amino acids)
Biological process (GO): translation
Cellular component (GO): mitochondrial large ribosomal subunit
Molecular function (GO): structural constituent of ribosome
Source: RefSeq, a predicted model, not a curated record
AGCUCAUGCUGCCACCACAAACAGCUCGUGUCGCAAGCACGUCUGCUCUACGCUUGCAGACUCGCAGCUAUGCUAUCUCGGUCAAGCCGCCCGUAGUCUACCCUGGCAAGCCAGAACCCAGGAUCUAUGGAACGAAGAAGACUUUCCUCUACAACCACUACACCCGAAUCCUUCAGUCCUCUUCCAAUUCGCCGCUCAUCUUCCUAGAGCACAAGGAUUUCUCCGUGCCUCGCCUAAUUCAAUUGCGGAAGGAGAUUCAAAAUGCUUCUGCACGCGCUGCAAAAGCAAGAUCAUCGGUGGGCAUGUCGCCUACACCCGUCUCACCUGAAGCCGCAGAGCCGCCCAACUUAAAAGUUAUGCGCACCUCUAUCUUCGGCGUCGCUCUGCGGGACUAUGCGCCCUUGGACAAAGAUGCUGUUUCCGAAAUCGCGAAUAUGGUGCAUGGAGGAUUUGCAAUUCUCAGCCUGCCAACAUUGAACCCUCCCCAACUCAACGCUAUCCUGCGAGCCCUCGACCGAGCUGUGCCUCCGAAGAAGCCGCCAACACCGGAGCAGCUCGCACAGGCCAAGGCUGAAGCCGAUGCAGACCCUGUGACGCCUGGGCGACGACCGAAGCGUCAGAGGCCUAUCAAGACCCCCGAGCUGAAGCUCGUCGGAGCGCUGAUCGAGGGACGUGUGUUCACUCCCCCUGCAGUGCAGGAUGUGUCGAAGCUGCCCACGUUAGACACCCUGAGGGCCCAGAUUGUCGGUCUGCUUAGCACGCCGGCCAUGCAGCUUGCGGCAGUUCUGAGCGAGGCGAGUGGAGGCAAACUGGCGAGGACGCUGGAAGGCUUCAAGAAGAGCUUGGAGGAAGGACAAUCGGCGGAGUCCAGUCCUCCGUCUUGAUGACGCUCCCUCUUGCAGUCUGGCUUACAUGAGAUGUUGGUGUGUAGUUUAGUAGAGUGGCAUCGUAUGCUACUGGUGCUGAAUCUGAUGCGUCGUUCCACGGAUAAUAUGGUCAAGCACAGUAAUAUAAUAGCACUGUCCUAGAGUUCUAUUCAGGCAUAGAACCUCUCAUAAAGGCCGCAAUCCAAGAC